Messenger RNA from Linderina pennispora, 653 nucleotides. RefSeq lists its product as uncharacterized. Gene Ontology annotation, molecular function: actin binding. The record is from RefSeq and is a predicted model, not a curated record. The transcript has a single exon. Lineage: Eukaryota; Fungi; Kickxellomycota; Kickxellomycetes; Kickxellales; Kickxellaceae. The coding region runs from base 154 to 534 and encodes 126 amino acids.
CUCCCAGGCUUGCACGCUUUCAGCGGCACUUGUGUCUUCUUUUCUCUCUAGAGUGAGCAUCUGAAUCGUCUGCACUUUUUCUCCAACUCCUGCACUUGCAAUCGCAAAAGAGUAUUUUUGUACAUUUACCCUUCGCGCUCGACAUAAUCAGAAAUGGCCGAUCGCGGAGCCCUCUUGAAGCAAAUUCAAAAGGGCAAAAAGCUAAAGAAGGCUGAAACAAAUGACCGCUCGAAGCCGCAAGUUGGCGCAUCCGGUGGUGGUGGGGGUGGGGGUGGUGGUGGUGGACCGCCAAUGGGCGGUAUGGCCUUGCCACGGCCUCCUAUGCCGCCGCCAUCAGGCGGAGGGCGUAGCUCAGCCGGUGGGGCAGCACCAGCACCACCUCCGCCCUCUGGCCCGCCGGCGGGAAUGCCCGGAUUAGGAGGAUUGUUCGCCGGAGGAAUGCCGACGUUGAAGCACCGUGCUGGAGGCGUGUCUACAGGACGAGGUACGCACCACAAUAUAGCCAAGCAACAUGCCACAGCUGCGAGUAGCUAGCUAUUUUGCACAUAACUAACAGCACAUGUUUUGCUAUCCAUCUAGGCGAUGCAGGAGGCUCAUCGAGCAACGGCAGCGUGCCGGUGUCAGCGCCGCCGCCUCCGCCAGCAACACAAAAA